GCCAGUGUUUACAGGUGAAAGAUGAUAGCGUCCAAGAGAAGAACCCUAAAGAAAAUGGGAGCUUUUUGCUUCCUUGCUCUAUUCACGGCUUCCGCGUUGCUGACGACAAGCAACGAAAACAAGCCUGGUGAUUUCGAUCUGUACUUUGAGAGCUCCCCUGGAAAGCAGAUAGAGCUGACGAUGGCAGAAAUAGAGGAAAUCAACCACAGAAAUUACAUGACUGAAAGUGUUUUAAAAACAGAAGAAGCAAAAGAAUCUGAAAGCAAAAGUACAAAAGAAGAUUCACUCGUUAAUAUUGGACAACAAAUAAACCUUUCAACAGGAAUAGUAGAGAAAGAGACCAACAGAAUUGACAACAAUUCAGAAACCACAGAAGCAACAGAAAGACUACUUUCUCCUCAAUUCGUAUAUCUCACACAGACUGAGAAAUGUCUUCGAUCAAAUCUUUCUCACAGCCUGGAAUUGUACAACCGUUCGAAAUGUCGCUGUGAUGUUCUUGUGCUAAGUUAUAGAGAAGAAUGUAACGAACCAAGACCGCGUCACUUCACCUACUUGUUUGACAACAGAACCACUUGGGGUACCGGCCGAAACAAGCUUUUUUUCCACGCGACAAAGAGAAACAUAAAUUACAUCUAUUACAUUUUUCUUGACGACGACAUUUCAUUGAGGUUCAAUCGCCAAGCUACACCUGCCAUGAAAAAACUCAGUCCAAUCCAAGUUUUCCAAAACUGGCUUCUUGAUUACGCGCCUGCUGUCGGAUUAGUCGAUUAUGAGGGCCGCAACGAAGGGAAACUCGUGCACUUAAGGAAAAGAAAUGUUUGUGGAAGGCUUCAGGCCAAAAACAGAACGGUGGCCAAUCCAACAAUCUUUUUCGAUCCUCUCUUUAAUGCUAUCCAUGCUAAAGCAGUCGGCCACAUAUAUCCGCUGGAUACACGAUAUGAAAAGAAAAACUGGUGGCUAACUGACAAGUAUUUAGCUUCAGCUGUGGAGAUGAAAUUUCGCGGACAAGCACUGCUGUACUUUCCACUCACAGUGGAAAAUGGCCUCCAUCGGCCUUAUCCGAGAUCUUUUUUUGGAACAAUCAUAACUUGGAAAAAAUUUAUCAAACGCAUUCAAAAACAAGCACCUGAUCACUACAAAAACCAUCGUUUAUUUAAGAAUUUUAGAAAAAAUCCUAUACUUUAUGUGAGGAGAUCGUGGACCUACUGCAUGAGUAUAACUCGUCACCAAGAAAUCAUUCCAUAUGCACACUUGGAAAAACAACAGCCUGCUAAGGGUAGUCGCAUUCGUAGGAAAAGGUUCUAUUAGGCGGAAAAAAUAAAAAAUGACCACAUUAUCUAAAUUUAAUAUUAAUUACAGGGUCAGUAUAUUUCAUGACGUUAUAUACAAACCUGCUUGCGUCAUUAGUGAUUUGAAAGAAAUUAAGUUCACAAAGCCAUUGCUUUAUCAAGAAUAUAUUUCCUUUAGGGAUUAUACCAAACGGAAAAACCCAUCUGAACGAUAAAAGGAAACAAUCAUAAGAGCCUGUGAAAAAGACAAUAAAAUAGCAACUACUAAAACCUAAUUGACUGAAGGAUGUUCACCAAGGUCAGAUGAGUUAUGCCGGCUUAAUUUGGGCUUAAUGCUAUUUUCAGAGCAUCGAGCAUGAUGCCGGCGUAAUGACUAGACUUCUUAAAAAUUCCCUUAAUGUUGCAGUACAACAAGAGCCUGAGAAACGUCAAC
Molecule: messenger RNA, 1722 nt
Organism: Pocillopora verrucosa
Lineage: Eukaryota; Metazoa; Cnidaria; Anthozoa; Scleractinia; Pocilloporidae
Source: RefSeq, a predicted model, not a curated record